CAAAGCUUGUCGACUAAUUUUUCUAAGUGACGAUGAGUUCUGUUCCUGGAGGUCCAGUGCCGGUUGAUCCAAAUGACCCACACGUGCGAGAUAUUGGAGAAUGGGCAGUGAAGGAACACAACAAACAAAGUGGGGAUUCACUAAAGUUUCUUGAAGUGGUAAGUGGGUCGAAGCAAAUAGUGUCUGGAGUGUUGUACAAGCUUGUGUUGUUGGUUGAUGUUGGUGCAAAUCAUCAUCGAAAAUAUGAGGCUAAGGUGUUGGAGCAACCAUGGGAGGAGCCUCCUCGGAAGCUCGAGUCUUUUCACAUUCUUCUCCAGGAGUGAUGUCUAUGUUACAAUCUCCUUCGUGUAUCAGAAUCCAUAUCUAUAAUGGACAAUAAAAUAAAACUUCUUA
Cucurbita moschata (crookneck pumpkin) is the source of this 393-nucleotide messenger RNA. Its product is annotated as cysteine proteinase inhibitor 8-like. Gene Ontology annotation, molecular function: cysteine-type endopeptidase inhibitor activity. NCBI's taxonomy places the organism in Eukaryota, Viridiplantae, Streptophyta, Magnoliopsida, Cucurbitales, Cucurbitaceae. The transcript has a single exon. Bases 33 to 323 code for a protein of 96 amino acids. The record is from RefSeq and is a predicted model, not a curated record.